GUCAAGUAGCAGAAUUCCUCUGGCGCACUUCCUCAACCAUCCCGGUCAGUAGCGCUCGCAAUUGUGUCUUCACCACGUGAAAAUGGUCCUCUGUGCAGUCUCUCAGCGUGUCGCCACGCACUAUCGCCACCUCAGGCACUCCUUUUCAGCAUCCCGCAUCCUCAUCGCACACUACUCUACACAGCGGAAAGCUGGAAAAGUGUAUGAGAGCGCCGCGGACGCUGUCCACGACAUCAAGGACGGAGCAAAGCUACUGGUGGGCGGCUUCGGUCUGUGCGGCAUUCCUGAGAAUCUCAUUGCUGCCCUGCUCAAGCACGAGGCCACCAAUUUCACGGUGGUGUCCAACAAUGCCGGAGUGGACAAUUUUGGCUUAGGACUUCUGCUCCAGAAGCGCAAAAUCCGGCGGAUGAUCGCCUCUUACGUCGGUGAGAAUGGAGAAUUUGAAAAGCAGUACCUGUCAGGCGAUUUGGAGGUGGAACUCACGCCUCAGGGAACUUUGGCUGAAAGGAUCCGUGCAGGAGGAGCUGGAAUCCCUGCCUUUUUCACACCAACCGCCUACGGAACGCUGAUCCACGAAGGGGGCUCUCCGAUCAAGUAUACGAAAGACAAGAAGGUGGAGAUUGCUAGUCAACCGAGAUUUUCCCAGAACUUCAACGGGAAACCCUACAUCAUGGAAGAGGCUAUAACGGGCGAUUUCGCACUCAUUAAAGGCUACAAAGCGGAUGAGAUGGGAAACCUCAUAUUCAACAAGUCCGCGAGGAAUUUCAACGCGCCCAUGUGCAAGGCUGCGAAGAUUACCAUUGCCGAGGUGGAGGAAAUUGUCCCCGUGGGUUCUCUUACACCGGAAAAUAUCCAUAUUCCUGGCAUCUUUGUGCAUCGCAUCGUCAAAGGGCCGUCCUUUGAGAAGCGCAUUGAGAAGUUGAAGGUGCGCUCUGAGAAAGCCUCAGUAGUGGCUUCAACUCCGGCGGCAAAGAAUCGCGAGCGGAUUGCCAGGAGAGUGGCACUUGAAUUCCGCGAUGGGAUGUUCGUCAAUUUGGGCAUUGGAAUCCCCGUGCUGUCCUCAAAUUACAUCCCCAAGGGUGUCAAUGUGAUGCUGCAAUCGGAAAAUGGGAUCCUCGGUCUCGGUCCAUUUCCCACGAAGGAUCAAAUUGAUGCGGAUCUGAUCAACGCUGGCAAGGAGACAGUGACUGUAGUGCCGGGAGCUUCUUACUUCGGCUCAGACGACAGCUUUGCCAUGAUUCGUGGCGGACACAUUGAUAUCACCGUUCUCGGUGCCAUGGAAGUGUCUCAAAACGGAGAUCUUGCCAAUUGGAUGAUUCCUGGGAAGCUUGUGAAGGGAAUGGGAGGUGCCAUGGAUCUUGUGGCGGCACCAGGAACCAAGACUAUUGUUACGAUGGAGCACACAGCCAAGGAUGGCUCGCACAAGAUCCUUAGCAAGUGCAAUUUGCCACUCACUGGAAAGAACUGCGUUGAUAUGAUCAUCACGGAAAAGUGUGUAUUCACUGUGGACGCAGAACGAGGACUCACGCUCAUCGAAUUGGCUGAUGGAGUGACUGUGGAGGAUAUUGUGUCAUCCACGGGAGCGGAAUUCCAGGUGUCGGACAAUCUGCAGGGCAUGGGACAAGUUGAGGCGUGAAAAAGCAUUUCCCCCCCUUGAGUCUCUCCAAAAUGUACAUUUCUAUUGCUUUUUUUGACUCAGUGAAUGUAAUAAAGCACUCAUUUUUAAAGACAGUGA
Molecule: messenger RNA, 1735 nt
Organism: Phlebotomus argentipes
Lineage: Eukaryota; Metazoa; Arthropoda; Insecta; Diptera; Psychodidae
Gene: SCOT
Product: succinyl-CoA:3-ketoacid-coenzyme A transferase, mitochondrial
Exons: 5
Coding region: 83-1636 (517 amino acids)
Biological process (GO): ketone body catabolic process
Cellular component (GO): mitochondrion
Molecular function (GO): succinyl-CoA:3-oxo-acid CoA-transferase activity
Source: RefSeq, a predicted model, not a curated record